AAUCCCACAUCUAUUAUGGGUACACGAGGCGUUCUGAGCUGCCUCCUCCUGACUGCUUUGCUCGGCUUAUCAAAGACUGGGCUCGUGAAGAAGAUCCUACGGCAUCGACGACAGACCCUGGAGCCCCUUAAUGAACAUAACAUCACGCUCCCGAGCACGGACCAUCCUGUGGUUUUCAACCACGUCUAUAACAUCAACGUUCCUGCCAGUUCCCUGUGCUCGGUGGACCUGGACGCUCCAGAGGGCACGCAGCUCCUUCCUAAUGAUGCAGCGGUCUCCAAAGGGCAUCACAUCACCGAGCACACAGUCGACGGGGAGAACCAGAUCGUCUUCACCCACCGCAUCAACAUACCUCGAAAGGCCUGCGGUUGUUCUGACGACCUGCCUGGCCUUAAGGACCUCAUGAGCCGGCUGGAGAUGCUCGAGGGAGAAGUUUCAGCAUUAAGAGAUCAGUGCACUGGUGACAAGGCAUGCUGCAGUGCACAGGUGACAGGUAAAGUGGGAACUAAACCAUACUGCAAUGGUCACGGAAACUACAGCACUGAAACCUGUGGCUGCCUGUGUGAGCCUGGCUGGAAGGGAACCAACUGCUCUGAACCCGAGUGUCCCAAGAACUGCCAGAGCCGGGGUCGCUGCGUUGAUGGAAAGUGUGAGUGCUACAAGGGCUUCACUGGAGAAGACUGCACACUCGAGGUGUGCACUGAGGACUGCGGAGACCAUGGUCAGUGUGUGGGCGGUGUUUGCAUCUGCUCGGAUGGUUACCUUGGUGAGGACUGCUCCCAAACCAAGUGUCUCAACAACUGCAGAGGCCGUGGCCGAUGUGAAGACGGAGACUGCGUGUGUGAUGAACCCUGGACAGGCUACGACUGCUCUGAACUCAUCUGCCCCAAAGACUGCUACGACCGUGGACGCUGUGAGAACGGCACCUGCUUCUGCGAUGAGGGAUACGCCGGGGAGGACUGUGGGGAACGCACCUGCACAAACAACUGCCACGGUAAUGGCUUCUGCGUGGACGGUCAGUGCGUCUGCGCUGCCGGCUUCAGUGGAGACGACUGUUCUCGGCUCACCUGCCUAAACGACUGCAACGGCAGAGGGACGUGCUUCAACGGGAUGUGUAUCUGUGACGUGGGCUAUCAAGGCGCAGACUGCAGCCAGCUAGCAUGUCUAAACAACUGUAACAGCAGAGGGCAGUGCAUUAACGGACAGUGUUCCUGUGAUGUUGGCUUCCAGGGAGAUGAUUGCUCCGAGCUCUCCUGUCCAAACGACUGCCAGCACAGAGGGCGCUGUGUUAACGGCCAGUGUGUGUGCGAGGAAGGCUUUGCUGGAGAAGAUUGCAGCAUCAGGACCUGCCCCUCAAACUGCUACGGCCGUGGCGAGUGCAUCGAGGGAUCUUGUGUGUGUCACGCAGGCUACACCGGCGAGGACUGCAGCGAGCUGAGCUGCCCUAACAACUGCAGAAACCGCGGGCGGUGCAUGGACGGGCAGUGUGUUUGUGAGGAAGGCUUCUCUGGGGAGGACUGCAGUCAGAAAGCUUGUCCCAAUGACUGCUUGGCGCGUGGUUACUGUGUCGACGGCAAGUGCGUCUGCCAGGAAGGCUACUCAGGAGACGACUGCUCUGUGCACGCCUGUCCAGGUAACUGCAACAACAGGGGGCGGUGCAUCAACGGAAGGUGCACAUGUGAGAGCGGAUAUGAAGGGGAAAGCUGUGCAGAGCUGAGCUGCCUCAAUAGCUGCCAGGACAAAGGCCGCUGUGUGGAUGGUCAGUGCGUCUGUGACGAGGGAUACAUCGGAGAAGACUGCUCAGAAGUGUCUCCUCCAAAGGACCUUACUGUAAGCGAGGUCACCUCUGACUCAGUGGACCUGUCCUGGAACAACGAGAUGUUGGUGACAGAGUAUCUUGUGACAUACGUGCCCACCCAGCCUGGAGGUCUUCUACAGGAGUUCACUGUGACGGGAGACAGUAGCACAGCCACCGUCAAAGAGCUUGAACCUGGACUCGAGUACCUGAUCAAAGUCUACGCUGUUCUGAGCAACAAGAAGAGCAUCCCUGUCAGCGUGCGGGUGGCCACAGAGCUUCCACAGCCAGAGGGUUUACGAUUCAAAUCCGUGAGAGAGACCUCGGUGGAGGUGAUGUGGGACCAGCUGGACAUCUCCUUUGAUGGCUGGGAGAUCUAUUUCCGCAACACGAAAGAAGAAAAUGGAAAAGUCGUGAGCACCCUUCCACCAUCUCAAAACCAGUUCUUCCAGUCGGGCCUUGGUCCAGGACAGGAGUAUGAAGUCUCUGUUAACAUCAUCAAGAACAACACCAGAGGACCCCAAACAUCCAAAAGAGUCACAACCAAGAUUGACGGGCCCCGGCUGGUGGAGGUGAAGGACAUAACAGACUCCUCUGCUCUGGUCGGUUGGUCGCAGCCAGUGGCUCCGAUGGACAGACUCACCAUGGUUUAUGCACCCAGCUCCAACCCUUCAGAUGAAACCAGCGCGGAGAUUCCCCCCACAGACAAACAGUACAGCAUCGACGGUCUGAGGCCGGACACGGAGUACAAAGUGUCGCUCGUCUCCAAGGGUGGAGAGCUCAGCAGUGAGCCUGCCACCGCCACUUUCACUACAGCUCUCGAUGCUCCCACGGACCUGCAGGCUGUGUCCCAGACAGACAACAGCAUCACUCUGGAGUGGACCAACAGUCAAGCUGAUGUUGCCGGCUAUCUGGUGAAAUACAGUCCCAUCUCUGGAGCGACUCAUGGCGAGGAACUGUUCCCACGAGGACCAGCAUACACCACACAAGCUACUAUUACUGGGCUGAAGCCGGGAACAGAGUAUGGGAUCGGUGUGACUGCCGUGAAGAAUGAAAGGGAGAGCCUUCCUGCUACUGCAAAUGCAGCCACCGAUAUUGAUCCUCCCAGAGAAUUUGAAAAAGUCGAGUCCACAGAGACCUCCCUCACGUUGAGGUGGCAGAAACCUCGCGCCAAGGUUGGCGCCUACAAGCUGGAGUACGUCUCCAGAGACGGCCAGGCCGAAGAGGUGGAGAUCCCCGCCACAGCGACCAGCUACGUCCUGUCCAACCUGACUCCUGGAAUGAGCUACACCAUCACGCUGGCUGCAGAGAGGGGGCACAAGAGGAGCACACCUGUCACCUUACCUGCAUCAACAGCCUCUUUCACAUUUUAUUUAGCUGAUUCAGAUGACCGUGAGCUAACGACUCCCUCAGGCUCAGAGGACAAUGUCAUUAACUUUGUGUAUUUAGAACCCUCUGAGUCCCACUUCUCAGUUGGGAUGGAACCUGACGAUGAGCUUGGGAAACUGACUAUCUCGGGCAUCACGCCUGAUGGAUUUGACCUCUCAUGGAAGCAAACCGCUCAGAGUGUCUAUGAUAGUUUUGCAGUAGAAUAUAAAGACACUCAGCGAAUGUGGGAUGUGGGAGAGGUCCAACUUCCUGGAGAUGCCCCUGGCUCUAGAAUCCAGGGCCUGAACGCAUCGACAGAAUAUCAAAUAAAACUUUAUGGAAUAACCGGUAGCCAGAGAUCUGCGCUACUUGAAGCUGUCGCAGUCACAGCACCAAAGCCUACCUCUCCAGAUGUUCUUAUGCUGAGCAUCAAAGAUGCCCCAACAACUGCUCUGGAUACUGAAACAGUUACAGAUCCCCCCCGUCCUCUAAACUCCUCUGAUACUGCUGUGAUGAGCUCUGAAAGCUCUGAAAUCUCUCUGGACAAAUUGGGAAACCUCACAGUAAAUGUCACAUCCACCAGAGUGAGCCUGGCGUGGUCGGCGCCUGACGAGGCGUUUGAUAGCUUUGUGGUGGAGCUCAGAACUCCGACACAAACUAAUGUGACCACAGUACCAGGACAUAGGAGGAAGGCUGAUAUUGAGGGUUUGUCCCCCUCCACACAAUAUAAUAUUACAUUACAAGGGCUGGUGGAAGGGAAGCCGUCUUUACCUCUCAAAGUCUUUGCUACUACAGAGGAGCUGAGGCCCAUGGUGGUGAACCUCACCAUCUCUGACAUUACUUGGGACGGCUUCACUGCGUCCUGGAGCCCCACCGCUGGGGAAUUUGACAGCUUUGUCAUUGAGGUAACAAACUUGGAGAAUUUCGAAGAGAGCCAGAACCUCAGUUUGUCCGGAGACGCUCUCAGCCUGGGCAUCUCCGGUCUCAACCCCAACACCAGCUACAUGGUUGGCCUGUUUGGGAUGUAUCAGGGCUCCUUCCUUGAACCCGUGUACGCUGAAGCCACCACAGUGAAUCAACCAGUGCUUGGCAAACUAUAUAUCUCAAACUUAACGUCAGAGAGCUUUUCAAUCUUCUGGAACGGCACUGAAGGAGAAUUUGAUGGUUUUAUCCUGGAGAUAAUUGAUUCUGAUUGGCUGACGGAGCCAAAGGAAUAUAACAUAUCCCACAGUGUAAAGUCCCACGAGGUCACGGAGCUCAGGCCCAGUACUGACUAUAUAGCCUACAUCUACGGGACGUACAAAGGAUCCCGAACAAGUGCUGUCAGUAUUGUUGCAUCAACAGCUGAAGAGCCUGAUUUGUCCAGGCUAGUUGUUUCUAACGUUACCUCAGACAGAUUUUCUCUGUCGUGGCGGACAGGAGAGAAGGCUUUUGAUAACUUUAUAGUAGAAGUCAGAGAGUCUGCUUUGCCCUCGCAGGCAAUGGGCCGCGCUCUGGCCGGAGACGUGCGCUCCACAGUCAUGGCCGGGCUUAAAGCGAGCACAAGCUACAACAUAAAGCUGUACGCCAGCGCUGGUGGCCAGAACACACAGCCCCUGUUUGAUGUAGCUACAACAGAGGAUGUCCCACAGUUGGGGCCGAUAGCUGCUUCGUCUGUGAGCCCUCAUAACCUCAGCUUGUCCUGGAGCACUGUGUCAGGUCACUUUGAUGGCUUUGUUAUCCGGGUCAGUGACCCCGAGAAGCAGUCUGAUACGCUGGAGUUCAGGCUGCCUGGUGAAGCCCGUAACAUUACGAUCUCUAACCUGAUGGAUGCCACAGGCUAUGAUAUUGAACUGUACGGUAUCUCUCAUGGGCGCCACACUCCCUCUGUGUUAGCCCACGCCGUCACAGCUCCUUUACCUAAAGUGGAAAACUUGACCAUUUCCAACAUAACCCCCUACGGCUUCCGUGUGUCGUGGGAGGUGAAGCAGCAGCAGCAGCCUCAGCCGCAGCAGGAGGAAUUAGCCCCCUCUAGUGGCGGUUUCAGCCGUUUUCACAUAAUGGUGACAGACUCCGGCUGGCUGCUGGAGCCUCAGGAGUUCACUGUGCCAGGAAACCAAAGUCACCUGGACAUCUGGGGCCUCAUCACCGGCAUAGGCUAUGAGGUCAGGCUGACCGGGGUGUCAGAGUCAGGGCUUCUCUCUCGGCCUCUCACUACAGUGGCUGUGACAGAGGCUGAGCCGGAGGUGGAGCAUCUCUUUGUCUCGGAUACCACGGCCGACGGUUUCCGUCUGUCAUGGACGGCGGAUGAAGACUUGUUUGACAGAUAUGUGAUCAAAAUAAGGGACAGCAAAAGAUUAGUCCACCCUAAAGAGUACAGCGUCCAUGGUGACGAACGAACCAAGGUUUUAACUGGACUCAUGAGCGGCACCGAGUAUGAAAUCGAGCUUUACGGUGUCACACUGGACCAACGCUCCCAACCGAUUACUGGGAUUGCUCAGACAGGCCUGAGCACUCCAAGAGGACUCAGCUUCUCUGAAGUCACGGACUCGUCAGCUGUAGUUCACUGGUCCAUGCCUCGCUCUCCAGUAGAUAACUACCGAAUCACCUACAUGCCCCUUGAAGGAGGAAGUCCACUGUCAGUGACUGUAGAUGGAGACGUGUUUGAGGCUCUGCUGCCCAACAUGUUCCCCGGCAAACUGUACCAGGUGACUGUGAGUGCAGUGAAGGGUCUGGAGGAGAGCGACCCCAGCACUGACACCAUCAAGACAGCUUUGGACAGACCUCAGGGUCUGACUGCAGUUAAUGUCACUGACAGCUCAGCCCUGCUGCUGUGGCAACCGUCUGUGGCCACCGUGGAAGGUUACAUCAUCACCUACAGCGCUGACUCAGUGUCCUCGGUGGUGGAACAUGUUUCUGGGAACACGGUGGAGUUCGAGAUGGGCUCCCUGGUUCCAGGAACUCACUACACAGUCGGAGUUCAAGCUACGAAAGAAGCUCAGAGGAGUGACGCUGCUGUGACUGAAUUCACCACCGACGUGGAUCCUCCUCGAGAUCUCACAGCUGUUAACAUUCAGACUGAAAGUGCGACUCUCACGUGGAAACCUCCUCAGGCUGCUGUGACGGGUUACACACUCACCUUCUCCUCUGCUGAUGGUGUAAUCAGGGAAGUGGUGCUCAGCCCGACGGCGUCCUCUUACAGCAUGGCUCAGCUAACCGGCUCCACAGAGUACAACGUGAAACUGCAGGCCAUCGCUGGAGCCCAGAGGAGCCGUCACGUCACCACUCUCUUCACUACCAUCGGACAGUUGUACAAACGGGCCAAGGACUGCGCUCAGAUUUUACUGAACGGAGAGACAACCUCAGGGCUGUACACCAUCUACGUGGGCGGAGAGGAGAGCCAGCCCAUCCAGGUUUACUGUGACAUGACCACAGAUGGCGGAGGAUGGCUGGUUUUCCUCAGACGCCAGAAUGGAAAGCUGGAAUUCUUCAGGAACUGGAAGAACUACACUGCUGGCUUCGGAAAUAUGAAUGAUGAGUUCUGGCUGGGUCUCUCCAACCUCCAUAAACUCACAAAUUCUGGGCAUUAUGAGCUGCGAGUGGACUUGAGGGACAACAGGGAGUCGGCCUAUGCUCAGUACGACAAAAUCACUCUGGCAGAGCCCAGAUCCCGCUAUAAAAUCUACAUUGGAGCAUAUAGUGGAACAGCAGGCGACUCCAUGACGUAUCACCAGGGUCGACCCUUCUCCACCUUCGACAACGAUAAUGACAUCGCCGUCACAAACUGCGCCUUGUCCUACAAAGGUGCCUUCUGGUAUAAAAACUGUCAUCGGGUCAACCUCAUGGGGAAAUACGGGGACGACAGUCACAGUAAGGGGAUCAACUGGUUCCACUGGAAAGGCCACGAACACUCGAUUGCAUUUGCAGAGAUGAAGAUUAGGCCGGCCAACUUCAGAAACUUUGAGAGCAGAAAAAAACGAUCAUAGACUCGUGAAGCCCUGUCUACAUGUCAUCUCCACAACCACCCCCUCCUGUGAUCCCUCAUCCUCAAAUCAUUCUCUAAAAACACACAAAACAAAAAGACAAUCACACUGAAUGUAAUUCUGGCUGUGAGAAACGAACCUGGUCACAUUUACACCAAAGAAUCAAACCCAUUUUUUGUGUCGUCAUCCCAAUCUGGCACGGUUUGUGUGCAUGUGUGAUUAUAAAUAUCUGAAAGCAGCAUGGAGUUGAAUGGACAUACAGUACACGUGUUAUUGGGACCAAAAGAUCUGUAAUUAUACGAAGAAUUAAUUGUAAAAUAAAUGGAUCCACUGAAUCAGUCACAUGUCAAAGGCACAUAGUCAGAAGUUAAUGAAUUAGUUAAAUUCUUCCAUCUUAAACUGAGUUAUUGUCGCGAUAAAUUAAUAAAAUGAUGCAUCUUGAUGAAUAUAAUGAACUCUAUGAAAUGAAUUUUACUGUACAACUAUUUAGAGACCACUAACACCACUGAAUUCAUAUUUAAAAUUUGAGUUACUUAUUUUGAUAGUAAGAUGCUCUGUAACCUUCAAUAUAAAUAAAAAUUGUUAAAGUGUUUGAUAAAAGUGUGUGAGAGCUCUUUUCCAUUUUUUUUUAUUUUUUUUUUUUGAAGAGGAGACAUUUAGAUUAUUUCAGCCUUCCGGCCAGCAGAUGGCAGUGCUUACUCUCUUUAUGCAACACUGAGGUAUGUGUGUGGUGUUUUUUCUUUCUUUUUUUGGCUGGAACAUUUAGGAACAUUUCUUUUUAAGUAUUUAAAUUGAUAUAUAUUUUUAAUGACCAUAAAGAUUAGUACAAAUAUUAAUUAUUCAUGCUCCUAAAAAGCACUGAUUUCCCUUUCAAAGAAAAAGGCCUUAGAAGGUAUUUCUAAAAUGUGUAUUUAAUUUACAAAAGUCUUGAAUUAUGUAUUUAUUUAAUAUGUGGAGUUUCAAUCAGUGCAGUCAAACCUGAAACAAAGUCUGUUAGCUGUUGAAGGAAGGAAGAAAAACUUAAGCAAUUAUUUUUAAAUUAGUCCAUCCAUCAUUAU
Centropristis striata (black sea bass) is the source of this 8183-nucleotide messenger RNA. Its product is annotated as tenascin-like. The transcript is spliced from 28 exons. The coding region runs from base 16 to 7128 and encodes 2370 amino acids. Gene Ontology annotation, molecular function: protein binding. The record is from RefSeq and is a predicted model, not a curated record. NCBI's taxonomy places the organism in Eukaryota, Metazoa, Chordata, Actinopteri, Perciformes, Serranidae.